ACUUGGGAGUCCUCAUUUCCACAAGCGCUCAAAACUCAAAACCCCAUAGCAUAUACACCUUUCCUCUCUUCCUUCAGAUAUAAUGGCUUAUGCAACAUACUCUUCGCAUCAGCAACAUGCUUACUAUGGUGCUCAACCAUAUGAUCAUGAGGAUUUCAGUGACAAUUAUGGUUCUCAGCACUACAGUAAUAAGUUGCAAUCUUACCCACAAGUCUCUGAGCACAACUACUACGAUGAAGAAUGUGUCAAACCUGCUGCUAAAUUGCAGCAGGUUCAAUUCCCUUGCAAUGCUAACGGCUAUGGUCGUACUAAUAAUAAUCAGCAGCAGCAACAGCAUGGAAUGAUGAGUCCUUUCUCAGCAGGGAUGUUACCAUCCGCUUUCCCAAAAGGGACUAAUCCUGAAAUUGUGAAAUGUUUUCAAAUGGUUGAUCAAGACAGAAGUGGAUUCAUUGAUGACAAGGAGUUGCAAAGAGCUUUGUCUUCUGUUCAACAAAGCUUUAGUCUCCGUACUAUUCAUCUUCUGAUGCAUCUCCAUACUAAUAAUCCCAAGGUUCGCCAGUUAGGGCCAAGGGAAUUCAUUGCUGUGUAUCAGUGUCUUCAGAGUUGGAGGACAACUUUUCAACGAUUUGAUACGGACCGAAGUGGGAAAAUUGAUUCUUCUGAGUUACAGAGGGCUCUAGGAGCACUUGGUUUCAGGGUUUCUCCAGCCAUCAUGAAUUUGCUUAUCGCGAAGUAUGAUAAAACUGGGUACAAAAAGAAGGGCCUUGAAUAUGACAGUUUCAUAGAGUGCUGCCUUACUGUCAAGGGACUCUCUGAUAAGUUCAAGGAAAAUGAUGUUUCGUGUACUGGAACUGUGACUUUCACAUACGAGGAAUUCAUGACGACAGUUUUACCCUUUUUAAUGAUCUAAGUUAUUGUAAGUGUUUCUGAAUAACGUUAUGCCUAUGUAGGUGUAGGAUAAUGUUAUGUCCAUGAUUGUCAGGAAAAUAUAUGCUUGCAUGUUUCCUUGGACAAAAGGAUUACUGGUUUAAUUAUGUAGUAUAUGUAAUGUGGUAUUGGAGUGCAGUUGUAAUAAAUACAACAAUAGCUAAUGUGCUCGAACUCGCAUCUUUAAAAUGGUAUUAGAAGACAACGCAAGUACUAUUUUAGAGUAAUUUGUACUAUUUUAUAAUAAUAUCAAUAUCUUUAGAGUAAUUUGUA
Molecule: messenger RNA, 1200 nt
Organism: Papaver somniferum (opium poppy)
Lineage: Eukaryota; Viridiplantae; Streptophyta; Magnoliopsida; Ranunculales; Papaveraceae
Product: probable calcium-binding protein CML49
Exons: 5
Coding region: 83-910 (275 amino acids)
Molecular function (GO): calcium ion binding
Source: RefSeq, a predicted model, not a curated record